Spea bombifrons (plains spadefoot toad) is the source of this 2247-nucleotide messenger RNA. Its product is annotated as IgGFc-binding protein-like. Bases 1 to 2247 code for a protein of 748 amino acids. The record is from RefSeq and is a predicted model, not a curated record. NCBI's taxonomy places the organism in Eukaryota, Metazoa, Chordata, Amphibia, Anura, Pelobatidae. The transcript has 26 exons.
AUGGUCAUGGUGGACUAUGGUAGAAGCAGGGGCAGAAAGAGAGGUGAUGGCUUGGAAAGUAGGCAGGGAAUAGAAUUGGAAUAUGGAUUCAUAGAUAAUUGGAUCUUUCUCCUGAAGGUGGCUACUGAUCUUGUUGAAUGGUCAACGAAUGGAGGGCAUCAGCUUGAAGGCAAAGGAAUGAAAUGGGGUGAAGGAGGUCAGUUUCAUGGAUCAAAUGGUAAAGGAGGUCCCAUUCCUGGAUCAAAAGAAUGGAUGAUACAAGGAGAGAUUCCUGCAGGAAAAGGAGGAAUGAAAUGGGGUAAAGGUGGUGACCGGUCUGGAUCAAAAGAAUGGAGCGUAGAAGGAGAGAGUUCGGAAGAGAAAGGAGGAAAGAAAUGGGGUAAAGAAGGUCCCCAUCCGGGAUCAAAAGAAUGGAUGAUAAAAGGAGGGGUUCCUCCAGGAAAAGGAUGGAUGAAAUGGGGUUUCAAAGGUGGGGCUACAGUUGGCAGAAAAUUUGUCACCACGUUCCUGCAGAAUCACGGAUCCAACGAAAUUCCUCAAGUGGAGUUUCUAAUUACCGGCAUCUACCCCUCCACUCAGGUCACGCUUACCAUUAGCAACACUGGUUUCAGGAAAGAAGUGACGGUCAACAAAGGGGAAACGGUAUCCGUUCCUAUCACAGAACCCGUAGAGAUGCUCGGAACGGACACAUCCCCCAGAUCAGUGGUCAUUGAAGCCGAUCAUGGGGUGACAGUUGUUUCGCGUAGUUCUAAACAUGGCAGUUCUGAUACAGCUUUGCUUUACCCAGUAGACUGGUGGGGGAGUCUGUAUUACAUUGUUACACCCCCGUGGGGACCUGACACAGAAUAUAAAGAGUUUGCCAUCAUCUCCAAUGACAUGCCAACAAAUGUUACUAUGCAUCUAAAAGGAGAUGUGAAAUUCCAAGGAAAGGAUUAUCCGAAGGGAAGCAUUCUACGUGUCACCUUGGAGCCCAACCAAGCCACCCAGAUUCAGAGCAAAGACGAUCUGUCGGGCACUAAGAUAGAAGCCCAAUAUCAGGUAUCAGUCCUAAGUGGACACACAUGCGCUCAGAAAAAUGGAAACUGUGGCCAUGUCUACGAGCAGCUCCUACCAGUGGAACGCUGGGGAGAUACCUACUUUGUUCCCGGUCUGUCCUUUCAGCCUAAAUCAGACAUUGUGAUGGUUAUGGCUUACCAACCAACUGAACUUACAUACCAAUCUGGGACCAAAAAAGGACAGAAAACCAUAAAUGAAGGAGAGAUGGUCACCUUUGAUGUCUCACCAUCAUUCCCUUUGUCUCUGCGUUCUAAUAAUUAUAUUCAAGUCCUUUUGUUUGGCACUGGUGGAUCCUUCCCACCUUUUCUCUCUAACGCACCUGAUAUUAUGAGCUUUGGUCUUAAAUAUGUAAUCCCUGGGCAAAACAACGUUGACAACAAUGAGGGUGUUAUUAUAAUCAAGAUGCCGGGUCAGUCAGGAAUCACUAUCGACGAAAAGGCUCCAAAAGGAAUUCAGUGGAGAAAGUUCCCAGGAUCAGAAUACUCAUGGGGAGAGUUUAGAUUACCCCGUGGCUUCAGUUUUCACACCAUAGAGCACCCCACAAUGCCAUUUGGACUCCUCAGCAUUGGUUACUCUCCAAGUAUGAGCUAUGGGUCUAUCGCACCUUGUCUUAAAGUACUUCCAGUUCCUGGAGGCAAUUUGCCAUUGGGAUCAGAAUGGACCGUGGAAAUGGAACAGGGUGGCAACGUUCCAUUUGGACCAGACUGGACCGUGGAAAUGGAACAAGGUGGCAAAAUUCCAUUUGGACCAGAAUGGACCGUGGAAGUGGAACAUGGUAACCCUCCACUGGGACAAGCCCCAGAAGGUCCACUUCCUGGAACGAAAGAAUGGACGGUGGAAAUGGAACAGGGGCCAGGGCAAGUCCAUCCACUUCCUGUAACAAAAGAAUGGACAGUGGAAGUAGAACAUGGUAACCCUCCACUGGUACAAGGUCAAAAUGGACGGUGGAAAUGGAACAAGGAGGUGGACUCCCAUGGACGGAAGGCAAAGAACGCCCAUUGUCGGGGACAAAAGAAUGGACUGUGGAAGUGGAACAUGGUCAAUUUCCAUGGCCAGAAGGGCAAGAACAUCCACUUCCUGGAACAAAAGAAUGGAUCGUCGAAAUGGAACAGGGUAAAAUUCCAUGGACAGAAGAACAAGGCGGUAAAUUUCCAUGGCCGGAAGCAAAAGAAAACUGGAUUUCCUGGCUAA